CCCGCUCGGCCUCAGAGGCCGGCGCGCCUAGCUGCGCGCCGUGGCCCGACUCCCCGUUCGCUGGCUCGCACGCCCCUCGCCGCUCCUCGCCUGGCUCGUGGGCAGGGGCUGAGCGCGGGCGGGCGGGCGGGGGAGGUGAGGGGUGCUGGUGUGUGUGCAUGUGCCUGGCUGGGUGCACACCCCGCACGGCGGCGGCGCCAGGACGCGGAGCGCUCCCCGGAGCCCGGCUGCCUCGCUCGGCUCUGGCGGCCGCGACCAUGUUCCAGCCCACAGCCAAGCGCGGCUUUACCAUCGAGUCUUUGGUGGCCAAGGACGGCGGCACCGGCGGGGGCACUGGCGGCGGGGGCGCAGGCUCCCAUCCCCUGGCGGCGGCCGCCUCGGAGGAGCCGCUCCGGCCCACGGCGCUCAAUUACCCUCACCCCGGCGCGGCCGAAGCGGCCUUCGUGAGCGGCUUCCCCGCCGCCGCGGGCGCCGGCCGCUCGCUCUACGGCGGGCCGGAGCUCGUGUUCCCCGAGGCCAUGAACCACCCCGCGCUGACCGUGCACCCGGCGCACCAGCUGGGUGCCUCCCCGCUGCAGCCCCCGCACUCCUUCUUCGGCGCCCAGCACCGGGACCCUCUGCACUUCUAUCCCUGGGUGCUGCGGAACCGCUUCUUCGGCCACCGCUUUCAGGCGAGCGACGUGCCCCAGGACGGGCUGCUUCUGCACGGCCCCUUCGCGCGCAAGCCCAAGCGGAUCCGCACGGCCUUCUCGCCCUCGCAGCUGUUGCGACUGGAGCGCGCCUUCGAGAAGAACCACUACGUGGUGGGCGCCGAGCGGAAGCAGCUGGCCGGCAGCCUCAGCCUCUCGGAGACGCAGGUGAAGGUGUGGUUCCAGAACCGGAGGACAAAGUACAAGCGGCAGAAGCUGGAGGAGGAGGGGCCCGAGUCGGAGCAGAAGAAGAAGGGCUCCCACCACAUCAAUCGGUGGCGCAUAGCCACGAAGCAGGCCAGCGGGGAGGACAUCGACGUCACCUCCAAUGACUAGGGCGGGCAGCCACACCCCCACGAGGCCCAGUGCUGCUCCCUGCUGGCCAGGCCCCCCGGUGGGCCCAGCAGGACUCUGGCCACGCCUUGGCCGGGCUGCGUGGAGGCCUCAGGUCAGGGCCCCAGAGGGCUUGGAGCCUGGGGCCACCACCGACAGAGGGACGAGCGAUGGGCUGGCUGCGGCCCGGGACUGCUCGAGCGUCUCCUCAGAGCGCCUGCCUGUCCGAGCAGGCUGCCGGCCCCUCUCCAUUUCUCCUGUCGCCUUUUUGUUUUGAUGCAUUUCUGUUUUAAUUUAUUUUCCAGGCACCCACUGUAGUUCUUAGUGAUUCCCUUGUGUCUCCCUUCCCUAUGGGAAUAAUAAAAGUCUCUCUCUUAAUGA
Hippopotamus amphibius kiboko is the source of this 1403-nucleotide messenger RNA. RefSeq names its product empty spiracles homeobox 1 (gene EMX1). Gene Ontology annotation, molecular function: DNA-binding transcription factor activity, RNA polymerase II-specific; DNA binding. The transcript is spliced from 3 exons. NCBI's taxonomy places the organism in Eukaryota, Metazoa, Chordata, Mammalia, Artiodactyla, Hippopotamidae. The record is from RefSeq and is a predicted model, not a curated record. Gene Ontology annotation, biological process: brain development; neuron differentiation; regulation of DNA-templated transcription. Bases 159 to 1025 code for a protein of 288 amino acids.